AUGCUGGUGACGAACCAGCGGUGCGAGAUGGACUCAAUUCUUUUUGGCGCCGUGCUGGCAGUCUGCCGUAUCAUAGGCGCCAAGGUUUCCACGGCUGGACGCGCUACUGGCCAAAGUAGCGCUAUCCCAGCAUGGAGAAGAAGAAUUGAGGAACGUAUCGCAAAGGCUAGAGCUCUCAUCGGCAGACUGAUAUGCUUCAGAUCAGGCAAUAACAGGCCAAGAAUUGUGCGCACCGUCAGGAUGGCGUUUGCUGGAACAAAUGUCAGUUUGUCCCAGCCGGAUAUAACGCAAAAAUUGACGGAGCGCAUAGAUGAUCUGAAGCAGAGAAUCGCUGCUUGGGGAAAGCGGAUUCGGCAAUAUACCGAGAGGUCGACACAGUUCAACCAGAAUCGUCUCUUCCAGAGUGAUCAGAAGAGGCUCUAUGAAUCAUUGGAGCGACCAAUGGUAAGUGGAACGGGCCCAGCACCGAAUCAGGCUGACACUGUUGCAUUCUGGCGCGGCCUGUGGUCAGAGCCCGUAAAACAAAGCGAGGGCCCUUGGACGGAAGUUGUGGCGAGUCAGUGUGCGAGUAUAACGCCCAUGGACCCCGUCAUUAUAAUACCGGAUGACGUAGCUGAGGCGGUCCGUCGGGCCCCGAACUGGAAAAGUCCCGGACUCGACGGGCUGCAUCACUACUGGCUGAAAGGGUUCGUGUGGUCUAAUUAUUUAUUUAUUACAAUGGGGACAAGAAGUUUAUCAAAAAAAGAACUAGAAGAGCUUCGUAAAAAAGAAGAAGAGGAAGCCGCAGCUCAUGUAUUCAAAGAAUUUGUGGAGACCUUUCAAGAAGUACCCAGUACCACUUCUAAGGUAUGGGUGAAAGCAGGCACAUACGAUGCUGGCGCAAGAAAGGAAGAUACAUCGGAACGUGGCAAAUUGUACAAGCCAGUGUCACGGCUUGAUGACAAACGUGGCAAUGAGGUAGAGAUUUUGCGUAACUUAGCGCAAAUUACACCAAGACUAGAACCCUCCUCAAGGCAAAGAGCAAAACUUAAUAAAGAUAAGAAGAAAAGUAAUCUUGAACUUUUCAAGGAGGAGUUAAGACAAAUUCAAGAGGAGAGAUCGGAGCGACACAAGUAUAAAAAUGUUCUACGCGAGCGCGGCGUUGUGGGUGCUGAGCCUGUAUUGGACACGAUGCCAGAUGUCGGCUCUUACGACACCGGCGAUCCUAACACUACAAACCUGUAUCUUGGCAAUCUUAACCCAAAGAUAACAGAGCAACAGCUGAUGGAAAUCUUCGGGAGGUAUGGUCCAUUGGCCAGUAUCAAGAUAAUGUGGCCGCGCUCGGACGAGGAGAAGGCAAGAGGCCGCAACUGUGGCUUCGUCGCAUUCAUGUCGCGCAAGGACGGCGAACGCGCGCUGCGCUCUAUCAAUGGCAAGGAGAUAAUGAACUACGAGAUGAAGCUGGGCUGGGGCAAGGCGGUAGUGAUCCCGCCGGUGCCCAUCUAUAUCCCGCCAGCGCUGCAACAGCCCAGCAAGCCGCCGCCGCCCUCCGGCCUGCCUUUCAACGCACAGCCUCCAAAGCACCUCGCCUCUAAGAUACCGAGAGUACACCCUGGUGAACACUACCCAAGCGAUCCAGAGGAUCGGAAGACGUAUGAACAGAUAUUGUCGCAGUCCAUUAUUAAAGUUGUCGUACCCACGGAAAGAAACAUCCUCAUGUUGAUCCACCGGAUGGUCGAAUUUGUGAUUCGAGAGGGUCCUAUGUUCGAAGCCAUCAUAAUGAACAAGGAGAUAAACAAUCCAUUCUUCCGUUUCCUGUUCGAGAACCAGUCGCCCGCCCACAUAUACUACCGGUGGAAGUUAUACUCCAUGCUACAGGGAGACUCGCCUAAGCAAUGGUCGCUCAAUGAUUUUAGAAUGUUUGAAGGCGGCUCAGUGUGGCGGCCACCGGUGAUGAACCUGUACACAGCAGGCAUGCCCGACGAGCUCGUAGAGGAAGACGACGCUAAAGAGAAUAUUAGAGGCACCCUUUCUAACAGCCAGCGGGACCGUUUGGAGGAGAUAAUUCGCGCGCUGACGCCAGCGCGCAGCAGCGUGGGCGAGGCGAUGGCGUGGUGCCUGGAGCACGCGGAGGCGGCCGGCGAGGUGGCGCAGUGCCUGAGCGAGGCGCUAGCCGGCGAGAGCACCGCGCCCGCGCGUCGCGUGGCGCGCCUCUACCUGCUGUCCGACAUCCUGCACAACGCACAGGCCAAGCUCACCAAUGCUAGCGCCUACCGCAACGCGUUUCAGCAGCGGCUGGCGGACAUCAUGCGGCACGCGCACGCGGCCUGGGCGCGCAUGAGCUCGCGGCUGCAGCAGGAGGGCUUCCGCGCGCGCGUCACGCGCAUCCUGCAGGCCUGGGCCGACUGGGCCGUCUAUCCCACCGACUUCUUGCUGCACAUCAACGACAUCUUCCUUGGACAGGACAAGGAGGAGAGCGGGGCGGGUGUGGGUGGUGGCGAGGGUGCGGAGGCGGCGGAAGGGUCCUGCGGCGAGGUGGGCGAGGCGGCCGAGGGCGCCGAGGGGGCGGAGGGCGCGCGCUCGCCCGAGUCCUCCGGCUCGUGGGAGGGCGCGCUGGACGGCGCCGCGCUGCGCCGCCUGGCCGCCGCCAGGCACACCAGCGACGACAUCGACGGCGUGCCGGUGGAGGAGGACAUCGACGGCAUACCGCUGGAGGCGGAGGCGGAUGUGGAGGCGGAAGCGGAGGCAGAGGAGGGGCGGGGCGCGAGCGAGCGCGUGGUGGCCGGCUUCGUGCCGUCGCGCUGGGAGAGCGUGGAGCCGGCCGCCGAGGCGGACGUAGACGAGGAGCCGCCGCCCCCGCCGCCGCCGCCCGCCGCUGCGCUCACGCCCACGCACAACGAAAGCGCGGAGUCUCCUCGCGGCGAGGAGCCGGCGCUGUCGCGCGCGGUGCUGCGCGACAUCGAGGUGCGCGUGCUGCGCUACGCGGACGAGCUGGAGGCGGGCGCGCGCGCACGCAAGCCCGCGCUCACUGCGCAGCAGCAGAUACACCACUACCGUCGCAAGCUCAUCAAGAAGGCAGCUAAGGAAGCGAAGGAGGCGGCCGCACUGGAGGAGGCGCGCGAGUCGCCCGAGCCGCGCCGCCGCUCGCCCGCCGACGACGACGCGUACUCGAUAUCAUCUAAGAAGUCAAAGAAGUCCAGGGAGCCAUCGCUGUCGCCGCCACCAAAACGCUCUCGUCACAUCGAUAGAAAAUCACGGUCCCGGUCUCGCUCGCGUGAAAGAGAAAGAGAACGCGAUCGGUCCCGUGAGCGUGAGCGAGAACGAGAACGAGAACGUGAAAGGGAAAGAGAAAGGGAAAGGGAGCGGGAGAGAGAAAGAGAGCGCGAGAGAGACAGACGGCGUCGCUCGCCAGCCACACCUCCCGGCCACCAUCACAGAAAACACAGCAAACACGCCAAAUAUAAGUACUGA
Molecule: messenger RNA, 3450 nt
Organism: Parnassius apollo (apollo)
Lineage: Eukaryota; Metazoa; Arthropoda; Insecta; Lepidoptera; Papilionidae
Source: the annotation of a GenBank genome assembly